Adineta steineri is the source of this 630-nucleotide messenger RNA. The record is from the annotation of a GenBank genome assembly. Lineage: Eukaryota; Metazoa; Rotifera; Eurotatoria; Adinetida; Adinetidae.
AUGUUGCCAUCUGGAUUUGCGAGAAAGCGCACAGCACAAUCGAUUACCAACCGUCAGACAACUGCUGAUAAUUUACAACAAGCAACCGGUUCUCCCGUAGGUUCCAUCAUCGUUAAGGCCAUCAGCAGUGCAGUAGGGGCACUCGGCAAAGGUCGACGUCGUCGCCGCGAUAUUCAAUGCGAUAAAACGGAUCGUCCUGGAGUCGCUAUCGUUUUUGACGUCGCACUGGAGUAUCCAGGACAUUUACCCUGUCAAAAUUUAUCCUGUCAAGUCGAACUGUUUACCGGAAUCCAUCAACAAUUCAAUAGUGCAACCAAUGUUAGUAUCACGGCGGACGAUGGCAGCACUAUACCUGUACAACUAUGUCACAUCCAAUCUAAUCCCAAUGGCAACAGUAACAAUGAAAGUAGUUCCGAUGGUAUAGUUGUCGAACCGUGCUCAGUUGUUUGUCAAAAUGGUGGUGGAUGCACAGGUCCCACAACUUGUGCAUGUACUACGGAAUGGAGUGGUGACACAUGUACAAAUGCUACAUGCACAAAUAAUUGCCAAAAUGGUGGUACAUGCUCAGCUCCUGAUAAUUGUACAUGCACGACCGGUUGGAGUGGUGCAACGUGUACACUUGGUCAGUAA